AUGCUGCGAUCGCAAUUUAGCAGUAGUGUCAGAGUCAGAGAGAGCAGAGCUUAUGUUGCAGACCAAGUUGCGAGUUCGAAUCUCGAUGACGCCUAUACCUCCGUACAAGUCGAAAGAAGGGCCCACGCAACAAAACGCAAAAGAGCCGACCGAGUUACAAUUCGCCAAUAACCCUGGGCGGUUUUCUUGGAUUUGUGGCGCUGUUCGAAAUUGAGUAGAAAACAAAGAAACAGGAAAACGAUCACAAAAAACAAAGGAUCGGAACCGUUUUUUUUUAGGACAGUGGAAUGGCAAAGAUCGGCGCGGGGUCGAGUCCCCGUAGCGUAUUAGGGCCGUGGGAGAUGGAUGCCCAGGGUAGACUCCCCAUGGCAGGGAAAAGGAAUUGUGUUAUUGGGAAGGGUAUUCUUGAGGAAAACAAAGAUUAUUUUGGAAAUCAGGGGUUCUUUGAAAUUAAUGGUUUAUCUGAAAGCAAGAAAUUUUCUGAAAAUUUGUGCUUAUUGGAAAACAAAGGCUGUUCAGAAAAAUCGCGUUUAUUUGAAAACAAGGGAUUGUCUGGAAAUUUUGGUCUAUUGGAAAACAAGGAAUUUUUGGAGAAAUCGGGUUUGUUUGAAAGCCAGAAAUUACCUGAAUUUGAAAACAAGGUUUUUUCUGAAAAAAAUGGAGGAAACGAGGGAUUUUCUGAAAACAAUGGCAUUUUAGACAAGGUGGUGUUUUCUGGAAGAAGUAAUGGAAACGAAGGAUUUUCCAGAAACAAGGGUAUUUUAGAAAGCAAGGGCUUUUUGGAAAACACUGGCAUUUUUGCAAACAAGGGCACUUCUGGAAGCAAGGGCAUUUCUGAAAAUAAGGGAGUCUCUGAAAGCACGGAUUUUUCUAGAAGCCGAAAUCUUUCUGAAAUUAAGGGUUUUUUCGAAAACGAGGCGUUUUCUAGAAGGGGGGGUUUAUUUGUAAACAAGGGAUCUUCUGGUAGUGAGAAAUUUUGUGGGCAUGAGGGGUUUUCGGAAAAUAAUGGAUUUUCCAUGAAAGGAUUUAAGUUGGUGGGUAUGGAGGAUGAUCCCGAACUUAAAAGAAAAAUCGGCGGAAGAAGAAUGGGAGUGUCGAGAGGAAAACAUGUGAAGGAAGACAUAAUUAAGGUUUCUGGAAAUGAGAGUUUUUCUGAAGAUAAGGUUCUUUCUAAGAGUGGCCAUAGGUUUGGGGCUGCAGAGGAUGAACACGAGCUUAAAAGGAAUGGUUACAGGAGAUACAUGGGGAUUUCAAGAGUGAAAUGUGUGAACGAAGAGGGAAUUGGGUUUUUUAGGGUUUUGGCAGCUAGUUUUGGCGAGUGUGACGGAGGUUUUUGGGGGAAGAGAAGGAAAAAGGUGGAAGAAGAGAAGGAUAAUUACAGCGAUCCGCUUGUGGUUUUGGGAUCGGAUAUAAUGUUGUUGAUUUUGCAUCGUUUGGAUGCACGCAGCUUGGCACAGUCUAUUUUGGUUUCACAUGGAUGGCAGGCAUUGGCAGCCUGUGAUAGCCUCUGGGCUAAAAAGUGUGAACAAUUGUGGUUUGGUAAGGCACAUCUUCCUCGCUCAGCAAUGCAGAGAGGGCUACCGAAAUUGGCUGCCUACUCCAUUUCUGUUCUAGAUGCUAAACGAACUCGGAUUAUGAAGGAAGACCUUUGUAACCACGUAUGGGAAUUUCGUUUUAAAACUCCAGCACCAUUGUAUUGGCUUAAUCUGGAUCCCUCAUGGAAAGGCACUGGGCCUCCCAUGCGGCGAUACUUCCAUCCUGAUGGUUCGCAGACUGCAGACCCUACAGAUAGAGUUUGGGGAGGUCAUGAAUGCACCUACUCCAUUGUUACUUUUACAGACCAAGGAAAGAUUAGGGAGCAUUAUGUGAGAAUCAAUCGGUGGCCGAGAAUGUCUGUUUCAAGGAAGCAGGACUGGGGUUGGGAGCUUGAUAAUCAUGUAUAUUGCUAUUCAAGUAUACCUGAUGCUGAUAAAGAGGGUGGCACUGGUCCCCUCAACCCAUUCUGGUAAAUUCUUAAGAUGAUACAUAUUAUUAAGGUUGUAUUAAACACUGCAUGGUAUUUUUUUCUUUUCUCAGACAGCUUGUUUUGGAGUGGUCUAUAUUCUCAACUAAACAGAAGGAAUCAAACAAUAACUAUUUCAUACUGCUAAAAUUUGGACUAAAGUAUUUAUUUUAUCUUUGUUGACUUAAACUAUGUAUUUAUCAAGUUAUCUUGUACUGACUGUUUGCUUGUGCCGAA
Molecule: messenger RNA, 2239 nt
Organism: Cryptomeria japonica (Japanese cedar)
Lineage: Eukaryota; Viridiplantae; Streptophyta; Pinopsida; Cupressales; Cupressaceae
Exons: 4
Coding region: 288-2009 (573 amino acids)
Molecular function (GO): protein binding
Source: RefSeq, a predicted model, not a curated record